UUCACCUUAGACGCCUAGAACAUGGACAACAAGACUGAGCUGCGGUUCAUGGAGUUCUAACCGGCCGCUCCGUAUUUUAUCCUCUUGUUUCAUCGACAUGCAAAUAUGCUCGGUGAAUAUGGAGGUCUAACGAAGAUCAUAGCAGCGGUGAAGCCCAUGUCGUCGCUCCCGCCGCAAGGCUGCAGCCUCGUCGCUACAAUUUGACACCGUCGCUGCAGGCUCUGGCAGUUGCCUAGCAUGCUACUUAGGUGCGGGCCUCCAGGGCUGCCCUCCAAUACGUAGCAAGGCACACUUGCCAGCCUCAUCCAGCUUGCGUACCAUGAUAAGGCGGUUCGCCUCGUGAGUUGAGACUACUCGUUCUCGCCACCCCUCUUCCUGCAACGGCGUAGGUACAACACGCAUUUACUGCAUUAAACUCCAGGCCUUUAAAUCUUUAGAUGUUAAGAGGGGCCUUGCAACAUGUCCAACUACGGGACCACAGUUCUGUGUGAAGGCGAGACGCCGAUAGCGGUCGAUGUUGUGUUCGUACAUGAACUGGGAGGGGAUGGCAGAGACUCUUGGUCGCGGGACGGGUUGAUGUGGCCAGAAGAGUUGUUCGGCGAGCGAAUCCCAAAUGCGAGGAUUAUCACGUGGGGUUAUGAUUCGAGUCCAAAAGACUUUUUCCAGGGCAACGGCCAGCAGACGCUAAAAGGCCGCGCUUUGGAGCUGCUAAGCGAUUUGAAGGAUGAGCGACGCCAGGAGGAAAAGAACCGAUCCAUCAUAUUUAUAGGUCAUAGCUUGGGAGGCCUUACCAUAAAGCAGGCCCUGACCAAAGCGCACGGUAUCCCGAACAAGGCGUAAGGGAGAAGCAGCGCGAGGCCUUGAUAGGGGCUUCUUGCUCCGGUAUUGUCUUUAUCGCGACCCCCCACCAUGCUGGCGAUGUUGCGGAAUGGUCUGCUACGGCCGAACGGUUGGCGAAUGCGAUGGGCACAAUUGACCAGGAGGUUGUCGAUGCUUUGAAGCUGGGUCUACCCAUC
This is a messenger RNA of Baudoinia panamericana UAMH 10762, 1016 nucleotides long. RefSeq lists its product as uncharacterized. The record is from RefSeq and is a predicted model, not a curated record. Lineage: Eukaryota; Fungi; Ascomycota; Dothideomycetes; Mycosphaerellales; Teratosphaeriaceae. The transcript is spliced from 3 exons. The coding region runs from base 460 to 840 and encodes 126 amino acids.